AUGCAGGUUUUUCUGGCGUCCCCGGGUGGACUAUCCCUGGAGGGCUUUGUGGCCGCCAUGCUCCCUACUUCUGCCAAAGAAACAGGAGCUGCAACGUCAGACAACCUGUGGCUGGAGCUACAACGCCAAGGGUCCAAGAACGUCCGACGACAAUCCCGGCGUCGGAGCCCAUCGCCCUCCGCUUCUCGCCUCACGGAAAGCAACAAUUUUCUCGCGGAAGAGACGGCAGGAACACCCGCAGCAAAAACACGUCGCCGGACAAAGACAAGAAAGAAGAGAACCUUCUCGCACGUACGGCGGCGGGGUGGCGGUGGUGGUAGCCAGAUUGUGUGGGGGGAUCGGGACGGUGGUGGCGGUGGCGGUGGUGCCGGGGUGGGGUGGUCGCUGAGCGAAGAGGAACGGAUAGGGAUAGUCACCGAUCUCGUGGAGUUGUUCCAGCAAGUCGACCACAACGGGGACCAGGUGAUGGAAUGGGAAGAGUUCACGGGAUUCGUUAUCGACCAGGUGUUGGCCCUCACGCGAGAGGCCCCGCGCGCAGACCGCCUAAAGGUCAGGUCUCUCGGCGCCCGCGACACUCCAUCGGUCUCAAGGUGGCGUAUCUGCAUGGUGCCGUCCCUCCCACAGCGAAAUAUCACCACUGCUGCUCUCUCGAAAUCAUGGGCUUUGUUCGGAGUCACGACCCUCAAGUCACUGCAUGCCAAUGAGAACGAUGUCAUCUUCUAA
Molecule: messenger RNA, 723 nt
Organism: Ectocarpus siliculosus
Lineage: Eukaryota; Phaeophyceae; Ectocarpales; Ectocarpaceae
Source: the annotation of a GenBank genome assembly